This is a messenger RNA of Penicillium vulpinum, 393 nucleotides long. RefSeq lists its product as uncharacterized. Lineage: Eukaryota; Fungi; Ascomycota; Eurotiomycetes; Eurotiales; Aspergillaceae. The transcript has 5 exons. Bases 1 to 393 code for a protein of 130 amino acids. The record is from RefSeq and is a predicted model, not a curated record.
AUGCCUCAGUUCAAUAAUUGUCCUCGGGAUCACAGCCUGGGCAAAAUCCGUACAGGUGGCCCUCACCCCAAUCAUUUACGAUAUAACAUUAAGCACCAGCUGUAUUACCCGUCGCUACAGAUGGCACGUUCUCCCUCUGUUUCUGACCGCAGUAAUUUCUUACCUUAUAGUAGUAAAUACUCAUCUCCCAUCUCACUGUCUCACUGCAUUCAUCUUCCUGGCUCGGAAUUUCAAUCAGAUCAACUACAAGGUCCAUUUCUGGAACAGAGAGGCGGCAUGACUAUACGGCAGCUUUACUACGGUCGGGGCUCGGGCAUUCGAGGUUUUCUCAACGGUGGUACCUUAAUGCACGAGAAGAACAAUAAAGCGACCACCUUAGAGAAGAAUCUCUAG